Molecule: messenger RNA, 7604 nt
Organism: Haplochromis burtoni (Burton's mouthbrooder)
Lineage: Eukaryota; Metazoa; Chordata; Actinopteri; Cichliformes; Cichlidae
Gene: fgfr3
Product: fibroblast growth factor receptor 3
Exons: 18
Coding region: 565-3036 (823 amino acids)
Biological process (GO): positive regulation of cell population proliferation; protein phosphorylation; positive regulation of kinase activity
Cellular component (GO): signaling receptor complex; membrane
Molecular function (GO): fibroblast growth factor binding; fibroblast growth factor receptor activity; ATP binding
Source: RefSeq, a predicted model, not a curated record
ACGGCAGCACCUUGCAACUCCUACUUCACAGACAGCGAGAGGAGAAGAGUCACCACUCUGCGUUGGUUGAUCAGAAGCGACGAAACGCACCGAAACUGGCAUCUGCGCCGGAGGAGACGCAAAGGAACCGCGCAUCCCGCGUCCCCGUCCGCCUCGUCCACUCUGCCCCCUCGCAGGACAGGAUGAAAGGACUUUGGAGGACUGGACACUUUGGACAACGCGGACAGCAGCGCGCGGCGGAGGACGGGAUUUAGUGGAGAGAAGUUGGCGAAGACACUCGCCUUCAAGUCGUGAGGGGGGGAUUUGUGACUCUUUUUUUCCGCUGUCGCUAAACUGCUCUCCAAGCGCUGGAACGUGAGGAUUUAAAAGUAGUUUUGUGGGUUUUUGUGAAGUUUGCCGGAGACUAGAGGCUAUUUCACCAAAGGAAAGCUUGGUGCCAUCUAAACUCUGAAGACUGAUCUUUUCUGUCAAAACGGGAUACUGUGGGUCCGUGGUGGGGAGCUGUCGGACAGAUUCUUGCGGCAUCUGCGGCCGCCCUUCUGCUGGACAGUAUGCGAACGGAGGAUGUUGUCUAAGUUGGAGUCGGGCCUCGCUGCUCUGCGUCUGACCUCUUCGCCCAGAGGAAUGACUGCUCUGUGGUGCUCACUCUGGCUUUCUCUCCUCCUUCCUCUCACCGUCGUUCCAGCCGGGCUGCCCACUGCUCAGCCCACAGACCCUGUAUCCAGUGAGACGGCCUUCCUGGAGGACUAUGUUCUGGGCAUCGGGGACACUCUGGAAAUGUCAUGUGACCCGGAAGAGCAGGAAGACCACACGGAGCCUAUUGUGUGGUUAAAAGACGGCGCUGGACUUGUGCCUUGCAACCGGAUACGGUUGGGCCAGAGGAUGCUCCGCAUUAUCAAUGUGUCGUAUGACGACUCCGGGGUCUACUCGUGCCGGCUCGCUCGGAGCAACACGCUGCUCAGCAACUACACCAUCAGGGUGACAGAUUCUCUGUCGUCUGGUGAUGAUGAAGAUUAUGAUGAAGACCCUGAAGGUGCAGGUAAUGAAAAUGAAGCGCCAUAUUGGACCAGGCCAGAACGAAUGGACAAGAAAUUAUUGGCCGUUCCUGCAGCCAACACCGUCAAAUUCCGCUGCGCUGCGUCUGGAAACCCACCGCCAACCAUACACUGGCUGAAGAAUGGCAAAGAGUUCAAGGGAGAGCAGAGAAUGGGAGGCAUCAAGCUGAGACACCAGCAGUGGAGUCUGGUGAUGGAGAGCGCCGUGCCGUCAGACCGGGGAAACUACACCUGCGUUGUGCAAAACAAAUACGGCUCCAUCAGCCACACCUACCAGCUCGACGUGCUCGAGCGUUCACCUCACAGGCCCAUCCUCCAGGCUGGUCUGCCAGCCAAUCAGACGGUGGUGGUGGGCAGCAAUGUGGAGUUUCAUUGUAAGGUUUACAGCGACGCCCAGCCGCACAUCCAGUGGCUCAAACACAUUGAGGUGAACGGCAGUCGCCUUGGCCCCGACGGUGUUCCCUACGUCAACGUGCUGAAGAGUGUUGUCAGUAAACACAUUGAGACCCACAGUAAGUUGAAACUGUCCAACGUGACAGAGAAAGACGCCGGGAAGUACUGGUGUCGUGCUUCAAACUUUGUAGGAAAGUCAGAAAACGCUUUCUGGCUUAACAUAUACAAACCAGCAGUGAGUCCACAAAAGGAAGACUACUACGCCGACAUCCUUAUCUACGUGACAGGCUGCGUGCUCUUCAUCCUCGCCGUGGUCAUCGCAAUCCUCUGCCGUAUGAGGAUGACCACGCAGAAGACUCUGCCCACGCCUCCCGUGCAAAAACUGUCAAAGUUCCCCCUCAAGAGACAGGUAACAGUGUCCUUGGAUUCCAACUCUUCCAUGAACUCAAACACGCCGCUGGUCAGGAUCGCCCGUCUGUCGUCCAGCGACGGCCCGAUGCUCGCCAACGUCUCGGAGCUGGAGCUGCCGUCCGACCCCAAAUGGGAGUUCCCUCGGACACGGCUAACUCUGGGUAAACCUCUGGGAGAGGGCUGCUUCGGUCAGGUGGUUAUGGCUGAGGCUGUUGGCAUCGACAAAGAGAAGCCCAACAAGUCGCUCACUGUUGCUGUGAAAAUGUUGAAAGAUGACGCCACAGAUAAAGAUUUAUCAGACCUGGUGUCAGAAAUGGAGAUGAUGAAGAUGAUUGGGAAACACAAAAACAUCAUCAACCUACUCGGAGCCUGCACACAGGAUGGUCCUCUGUAUGUCCUGGUGGAAUACGCCUCCAAAGGCAACCUGAGGGAGUACCUGCGUGCACGGCGGCCACCGGGCAUGGACUACUCCUUCGACACGUGCAAAAUCCCCGAUGAGCAGCUCACGUUCAAAGACCUGGUGUCCUGUGCCUACCAGGUUGCCCGAGGCAUGGAGUAUCUUGCUUCACAGAAGUGCAUCCACAGAGACCUGGCAGCCAGAAACGUCCUUGUGACGGAGGACAACGUUAUGAAGAUCGCCGACUUCGGUCUCGCCAGAGACGUGCACAAUAUAGACUACUACAAAAAGACCACAAAUGGUCGUCUCCCCGUGAAAUGGAUGGCUCCAGAGGCUCUCUUCGACCGGGUCUACACGCACCAGAGCGAUGUGUGGUCUUAUGGGGUACUGCUGUGGGAGAUCUUCACCUUGGGAGGCUCGCCGUACCCAGGGAUCCCAGUGGAAGAACUCUUUAAACUGCUGAAGGAAGGACAUCGAAUGGACAAGCCUGCCAACUGCACCCACGAACUGUACAUGAUCAUGAGGGAGUGCUGGCACGCUGUGCCAUCGCAGAGGCCGACCUUCAGACAGCUGGUAGAAGAUCACGACCGGAUUUUAUCAAUGACCUCCACAGACGAGUACCUGGACCUGUCGGUGCCCUUCGAGCAGUACUCGCCCACCUGUCAGGACUCCAACAGCACCUGCUCCUCAGGGGACGACUCCGUGUUCGCCCACGACCCGCUGCCUGACGAGCCCUGUCUUCCCAAACAGCUUCCCAGUAACGGGGUGAUUAGGACAUAAAACCUGUGCCGGAGGAGGUCGGACAUUAACCUCUUCUCACAGUUUGUGACAGAAAUAUCACCGCUCACUGACUCAAGCACCUCAAGAUACGGAGAGGGACAAAAAAGAAAAAAAAGAAAACUCAGCAUGCAAUACUUCCACAGUGCUUCAGCUCUUUUUGAUUUGUCUUAAACUCUCGGACAAAGCUCUGUUUCGUGUUUUCUUUUUCUCCUCAUCCCCAAGAACUCUCUUUAAACAUUGAAGGAUUUUUUUUUCUUGCCGUUGAACCAUGUUUGUGUUCUUCUUUUCAGAAAUGAAAUUAUAUUUUUGUACUCGGGCCAGUCUUUUGUUACAGACAAUCUGUGGGGUGAAACCAUUCCGUGCCUACUGGGAUUAAACCUCCUGAGACUGGAUUUAGGAGGAGGAAAUGAAGGGCAUUGAUGAGUGACUUGUUGGUGAUCCAGUGGGUGGGGGUCCUCCGAUUUUCGGUUUGUUUUUUUUUUACUACACGGAGCCCUUUUAUCGCAAUAAAGCGAUCUGAAAGAAAAUUGAUGAACGAGAUACCAGCAAAGCCAGCGUGAGCUCAAUGACAGGAUUUGUUCUUCCGCAGAGUUACUAGAAGACGUUCAGCAACAGAGAGGAUCACGUGAGCGUUUCCUCGUGAACGUGUACGCCAUCAUCCGCAUUUUAGCUUCCUGGGAAAAAGAAAAAGUGAUAAUCAUGGAACAAAUUUUCCUCAUCAAAGAUGAGGCAAAGCUUCAGGGCCAUUCAGUAAUAAGAACAGCGAGGUUAUGAGGGUUUUUUAAAAAUGUAUCUACAAAGUGAUUUAUUGUAAAUAUAUAAAUGCAAAUAUGUAUCAUAAUGCUGUCCACAGCCGUGUACUUAAAAGACAAAAAAUGACAUUUUUUUAAGAUAUUGUUUUAGGAUUGGAAACUUUGCAAUCUAGGAGACACUGUCAUGAACGUGUAAAACACUUAAUCAGAAAAGGUUUAUUUGAGUAAUUAACGUGUAUAUUUGUAAAGAUAUUUAUAGACUUAACAUGUGGUUCUUAAGUUCGAAAGGUCUAGUUUAGGAUUUUUAGUACUGUACGCAAAGAUUUCUAUUUCAAUGGGUUUUUUCCUUUUGUUUUUGUAACUUAUUUUACAACCAAACUGCGAUAUUAUUUUCACAACUGGCAGACUCCUCUGGUUUCUGAUCCAUCUUUUUAUUGGUUUGUUUACAGUUUAGAAUGUAUGACACGAAGAUGAUUUGUUUUGUUUUGUUUUGAGAGCGAGAGAGUGCGAUUUGACUGCCGGAGGAGGACUCAUGAAGGCUGAAGGCUCCUGCUGAGGAGAGCCGGAUGUUUCCAAUGAGUUCUGAGUUCUGGUUUAGAAAAGUUAGCGUUUGCCGUAUCAAAGCGACGAUUAACUCUUGCUGGGCAAGAAAAAGCAGGAGAUGCGUACCGGGGAGACCUUCUAGUACUUAAACACAUAUUGAACAUCAACAACAAUGACUAGCUGUGAAUCAUAAGAAGCCUUCAGACCCCUUGUAAGGGAAAAAAAUCCUCCUGUUUGAACUGUUUUACUGUUCAGGCCAUGAAAAGAUUAAUGUGUUUGCUUCUAUUAUUUCAGUUCAAUUUAUGUAAUCACCAAAUCACAACAGUCUUCUCGAGGCGCUUUAUAUUGUAAGGUGAAGAAACUACAAUAAUACAGAGAAAACCCCAACAAUCAGAGCGAGCACUUGGCGACAGCGGGAAGGACAAACUCCCUUUUAACAGGAAGACUUCUGCUAGAUCCAGGCUGAGGGAGGGGCAGCCGUCUGGAUCAAUUGUUCUUCCAAGUUUUGGCAUUAUAGUCAUUUUUUACAUCUGACCACAAAGGCUGGUGUCAGAGUAACAUCUCACCUGCAAACAUGAAGGUGUUAGCCUGUAUUGACAGUUUUCUGUAGAGGGUUAGGGUUGAGAUUAGCAGCUACGAUGAGGGUUAGAAAUGGGCUUCUUCAUGUGUAAUUGUUAAAUGUCACUUGUUUCGUAGUCUAAAAUGACCAAAAAGAGGAAUUCAAGUUGCAUCACCUGUAGCUGGUGUUGUUUGAAAAGAUUUAACGUAAUUAUAGGGGGAUUUUUUUUUUUAAACAUGCUUCUGAAGGCUUCAAUUGCUUAACUCGUAAAGGUCACAGGGUCAGCGCUAACAAGCUGCGUUCAGUCUCAAAACUCUGAGCGCCUGUGUACACUUUCACGGAUGAAAAGAUCAGCUUGAAGGCAGAAAUGUAAAGCUGUUGUCCUUUUGUGCUUGAGUGUGAGGGAAAAACACUCUGCCCAAACGCUUGAGAUUUUAUCGCUGCUCUGUAGUAUUAAUACUGAAAUGAAGGCAUGCUGUGCGACUUACAGAUCACACGGCAACAAAAGAAACUAUAUAUACAGUAUAUAUAUAUAUAUAUAUAUAAAUAUUGGUUUGUUGAAUGAGACUCUGUGGUGGGUCCUUCUUCAAUUUCCAUUUGUUGAGAAAAGUGCCAAAUUAGUCUUAAAAGUCUAUUUUAUCAAAUUCUUCAUAUCUCUGAACCAAAUACUGCACUGGUGAAUGUAGGCGGACAGAGGUUUACACGUGCAGGGAAGGAUCAUGGGAUUUCCAAGAUGGAUGGAUCCAUCUUUUUGUUUUGUUUUUGUUUUUCUUUCUUUUUUUUAAUGCAGUCAUCUGUCUAGCUGACUCCUCCCUCCCCCAAAAAGCAAAAGCGUUGAAAUGUUUUCAGAAUCUGUUUUCAGAAAAGUCACAAAAGGGAAAGCGACGUUCAAUUGAAGGGUUCACUAACACAUUUUACUCGCUGCUAAAUGGAAAAGGUGCAGACACGCCGCUCUGCAAAGGCCUCGCUUCAGUGUGUGAGAUGACUUUAAACAUGUGGUCAUCCCUCACCUCACCUGAAGUACUUUAAAGUGUGACAAUUCAUAUUUUAAUUGAUUGCUUCACUGGUAGAGCACUGAAACAAGGCCUUUGCAUAGUGAGCAGCCACACAAAGUCGUAGUUAUUUCUGUUUUCAGAACAGUUUUUGGCCCAAAUCUGUAAAGUGCCUGGAAAUAAUUUAGGACAUUGGUUCAUUUUGAUCACAUUUUGAAUGUAUAAUUACCAAAAUAAAGUUCUCACUAGAAGCGGGCAACUAUUAGCCUGAUUUUUUUAUUUCUUUUCUUUCCCAAGUGAACAAAACAAACAAAAAAAGGCACUUCGGUAAAAGGUUGGAUGGAUCUAAUGAAACAGAUGAUGUUUUGUUGUAUUUAUUCUUCCAUGCUGGGUAAAAGCUUUCCCUAUGGUGAGAGUAUUUUUAUUCUUAACUAUUUCAGUUUUUCAGUGUUGUUAUUCAUUAAAGAGCCAGAAGAAGAAGAAGAAGAUGAUGAUGUAGAGUAGUAAUUGUACUAGAUGCUGAUGCUCCCCAUCAGGAUUUGCUCCUGGCAUAGUUUAUCUUUUAUUUUUUAUGUUAUUUCUGUGUCCAUGUCGAGCUUUUUACUCUUGACACUGAUGGCCUCUCUCUGUUUCAUCACUCUUAAAAUGAAUGUGUUGUUUUUAAGACGUGUCCCAUUUUUGGCAAUAACCAGGACCUCGUUUCCACGGUUUUGAUUUUGAGUCAUGUGAUUUCAGCAACCUGUCAAACACAUCUAUCAAAGAUAAUAAAUCUUCUAUAAAAUGUGACGGUGUUUCACAAUUCAAAUAAAAUCGGAAUCGGGAGUUUUAGUGGAGACGUUUCCGUAUUAUUGUGCAGAAGUAUCUGCGACACAUUAAAAACAACACAUAUAUUUGAGUGAAUAUGGUUGCUUUGCUACUAAACUGAACAACCCCCACAGCCUCAGCAGGGAGAGACUCUUACUGUACUUACAGUCACACGUUGACCUUUAAACGCUUGCGGUCACUGCUCGGAUUUAUUUAUUUAUUCUCCCGUUUCCGAUCAGGAGGGGAGGGGGAGGGGUGUCAUCUUACGUCUUUCCUUCCCUAUAUUGCACAACUACACCCAAACAUUCACGUCCUUUCUCACGUGGAUUGUUUUUUUUCAGUAAAUUGUCAAGCAGCUCCGCACUAUUUUCAUUUUUCUCUACGCUUCAUAUAGUUCUAACCUCGCGAUGACUUAGUCCAGCAUAAUUUAUAGUUUGAAAUGCGCUUUUACGUUGCUUAAGUAUGCACGAGUAGAGCUGUUUUGUAAGUAUCGUUUUCAUGCAUUUGUUUUAUUUCCGUCAUUUUGCAUUCUGCAGGGUUUGUUUGUCGGGGGUUUUGUGUUUUUUUGCAAAAGUUAUCCUCAGAUUUUAUUUUUUUUUCACAAUCACACUAUUUAUUUUUCCUCCCUCUGUAUUCAUGUUUCUAACAUAGAAAGGUGGAACUAACCAUUUGGCAUUAUUUGAUUUUUUUUUAGCGUGUGUGUAAUUCAUAGCUUUUGUUGUAACGUACCUGUUCUGCUCAUGGUGAAUCCUCUGUAACAUUCCACCAUCACACCCCCUCUGAGCAAACAAAACAACUUUCCACAACUCUCUCUUUAUGUCUCUCUCUCUCAGUUUCUCUCUCUCUCUGUGUCUCUGUGCCUGACAAACUAUGCUGUCCAAAAAAAAAAAAACGUUUUCAAUAAACAAUAUAAUAGCG